Molecule: messenger RNA, 783 nt
Organism: Baudoinia panamericana UAMH 10762
Lineage: Eukaryota; Fungi; Ascomycota; Dothideomycetes; Mycosphaerellales; Teratosphaeriaceae
Exons: 1
Coding region: 248-694 (148 amino acids)
Molecular function (GO): carbon-sulfur lyase activity
Source: RefSeq, a predicted model, not a curated record
UGAGAAUAUAGAAACUCCACUAUAUUACACCGAAAGCCCCUAUGCACCUUAUCGCCGAUCCGCUCCCGUCCAGGUACUUGCAGUAAGGUCUCACUCAACUGAGGUAUCCACUGCAAGACCGUUCGUACCAGAAUACUGAUUGCCAAACUUGGACCUCUUUCCAAAACGGUGAAGCUCCGCCUCUACUGGGGAGCAGAAAGGCGAGCGUCACAAUAGACCGAUCUGUGCGCCAUUAUUCCACACCUUGAUGGCGAGCACGCUCAAGGGAAGCUGUGCCUGCGGCGCAAUCACCUGGACUUCUUCCCAGCCUGCGCAGAACCUCGACUACUGCUACUGCAAGACGUGCCAGCAAAUUUCUGGGGCGCCGUUCAUCGCAUGGCUUGGUAUUCCGAAGGCGACGCUCACAUGGUCCGGCCAGUUGCAUACGUUUACGGUCAAUGACUUGGCGGCACGGUCCUGCUGCGGUGAGUGUGGCUCGACAAUGACAAUGCAAUAUCACUGCUUCCCUGACCGGACACAUGUCGCGGCUGGCUCCGUGACCGAAGGCGGAGACGGUUUGCCGCAGGUGGAGAUGCAUAUCUUCACCAAAAACAAGCCUGUCUGGUACAGCAUCCCGGACGAUAAUGUGCCGAGAUGGGAGGAGUUUGACACAGAAACUGACAGGAUGCUGGCUGAGUUCGAUAAAGCGAAGUAGUAUAACCGGAGCGAAGUUCACAGGUAUAACAUUGUUCCAUACUGAGCGCGAACGCUUCGCUUCAGUUUGAAUCUAUACUCGCACUCUGA